Oryzias melastigma (Indian medaka) is the source of this 2348-nucleotide messenger RNA. It is a transcript of the gene mfsd8l1, whose product is annotated as major facilitator superfamily domain containing 8-like 1. Lineage: Eukaryota; Metazoa; Chordata; Actinopteri; Beloniformes; Adrianichthyidae. Gene Ontology annotation, molecular function: transmembrane transporter activity. Gene Ontology annotation, biological process: transmembrane transport. The record is from RefSeq and is a predicted model, not a curated record.
UGCGCGUUCACGAGACAAGGAUGUCGACUCCUCUCUUGCGCAACACCGGAAAAGACGGUGGUCAUGAAGGGUCAUGCAGUUUUCUUGCGCAAAGCAUCGCUGGAUCUUUGAUUAAUCGUAUGUGAAUGAUCUCUAGGGUUCCUACAAUCGCUCGUGCAUUGUCAGAAAUAUUUAAAUUUAAACCGUGGAACAAAAUGUUGAUCUAUUUUGAGCUUUUCUCAGAUAGAUAGUCAGCUUUAGCAUCUCCGCCGGCUUUAAUUGGAAGCCUCGCUCUGUGGAUUAGCUCAGCUGUGAGGCGAAGAAUGAGCGCGUCCAGUGAAAUAAAAGAAACGGGAGAAUAAUAGACCAAACACCAUGGAUUAUCGGCGUAAAAAGAAACUGACAUUCGCCACUAUUGGACUCAUUUUUCUUCUUAGCGGUGUGGAAUAUGCUGUGAUAUUACCCACCAUAUGGAGGUAUCUCCAGACUUUAAAUGCAGAGCCUUAUUUCCUUGGCUUAACACUGUCUGCAUUCAGUCUGAGUGGCUUGCUCUCAGGACCGUUGUUUGGUCACUUGUCUGACAGAACACAAACCACAAAGAAGAUCAUUUUGUUUGCCAACUUUUUCGAAAUAGUUGGUAAUUUAAUGUAUUUUAUGGGAUACUCCAAGUGGCUUUUACUGUCCAGUAGAUUGGUAGCAGCGUCCAUCUUUGGCUUUUUGACCCGAAGCACGGCGUCCGAGGACCGCGCUACCGUCUUUGCUGCUGUCAUGGCGUGCCGACAGGCUGGCCUUUUGAUAGGUCCUGCAUUCAACAUCUUCCUGAGGCUGUGUAAUUUCCAUUUGGGCUCUUUUGCCGUUAAUAAAUAUACUGCGCCGGGGCUGUUUAUGUGCCUGCUGUGGAUUCUCCUUCAAGUGGUGGUGGUGUUCAUGUACUGGGACCUCCCACAUUUGGAGAGGAGGAAGACCAAAGACAGUGUGAUACACAAGGAGGAAGAGAAUGCGCACGACUCUGUGGAAGAUGAGGAAGAAGGAGACGGAGAAGUAAAGCCGCUAAUGACGUCCCAGGAGCUGGUGGGCUCCUACGGCUCGGUGGUGGCGCCCGACCCCGGCAGAAAACACUCCAGUGUUUCCUCUGUUCAAAAUUCUCCGAUGUCCUCCCCCGUAACGUCACAAUCUCAUGAGCACAUCACUUCCUUAAGGAGUUCCAGCUUAUACAGAGAGUUCCUGAGAGAGGAGGUGGUCGUACUCCUGGCUGCCCAAUUCAUCACCCUUUUCAACCAGACGGCUCUGGAGACUAUGGUGACCCCCCUGACCCAGAAGUACUUUAACUUUGGGGAGCUGGAGAACAGUGUGAUGUAUUGUCUGGGUGGCGUGGUGGUGAUCGCCGGAUUCCUGUUUGUGCGCUGGCUCAGCAGACACGUGGCGGAGCGGGUGGUUCUCGCCAUCGGCUUGACCAUUUGCAACAUCUCCUGUAUCUGGUGCCUCAUAUUCUUGGCUAAACCAUUAGGAGGUUUCUCGUGGCAGUUGACCGAGUUCAUCAUCGGAGUGUUUCUGCAGGUUUUGGGUUUACCGUUUGUUGCUGUGGCUCAGGUGUCCCUCUUCUCCAAAAUCACCUCUGAGAAAACACAAGGUUUCAGUCAGGGAGUGCGUCGAUCAGUGGGGGGUUUGGCCACCAUUCUGGGCCCUCUUUGGGCCGGUGGUCUGACCGACAACAUGUAUGUAAUGAUGGGAGUGAUGGUGGUACUGCUGGUAAUGCUGUCAGUGAUGCUGGCUUUUUCAUAUAAUCGGCUGGUGGAACCUUCUGAGGACCAAACGGACAUUUCAGUAAAUGGAGGUUAAAUUUGCAGAAAAACAAACAAAGCAGGAGUUCUCUGAUCUCCCUCUUCAGUCUGCAGUGGAGCAGUUGUUUGGAAUGAAGCUCGCAGGAGAACGUGGCCCCCGGAUUAAACAGCUGUUUGUGAAUUUUAGAGGACUAGAACAUUGCUGCAUGUUUCCCAUGGAAAUAUAAAAUCCUUCUAGGAAUGCAUGUAGGAAAAAAAAAAAUGCUUCCAUCAAAGUUUAACCACAGCUUGUGGGGAACCGUCUGUACAUUCUGUUCCAGAACAAGAGCUUUAAUGAACCUUAUUUGUGGAUUUGACUGACUGAAAUGUUGUUAUUUAUAUUUAGAAGUGAUUUAUGCAAUAUAUUUAACUUGCAAUAAUUAUGGUAAUUAUUAUUUCAAUAAAACUGUUUUAUACAUUGUCAAUUUCAUUUUUUUUUGUAAAAUUAUUUUAAUUAUUUAAAAUGUUUGUGCUAUCAGGUGCAAACAUACAGUAUCUAUAGAAUCUCUGGAGUGUUUCAACAAGUCUUAUUAAAGAAUUCCGACUUCA